Molecule: messenger RNA, 429 nt
Organism: Uloborus diversus
Lineage: Eukaryota; Metazoa; Arthropoda; Arachnida; Araneae; Uloboridae
Product: U6 snRNA-associated Sm-like protein LSm2
Exons: 4
Coding region: 66-353 (95 amino acids)
Biological process (GO): mRNA splicing, via spliceosome
Cellular component (GO): P-body; catalytic step 2 spliceosome; U6 snRNP
Molecular function (GO): RNA binding
Source: RefSeq, a predicted model, not a curated record
UAAAACUCGAGUUAAGAAAGAAUUUAAACUUGAAUUUGUUGUCUGAGCUUAAUAACUGAACUAGAAUGCUAUUCUAUUCAUUCUUCAAAUCCCUCGUGGGAAAAGAUGUAGUAGUUGAGUUAAAGAAUGACUUGAGCAUCUGUGGAACUUUACAUUCUGUUGACCAAUAUCUGAACAUCAAAUUAACUGAAAUCAGUGUCACUGACCCAGAGAAAUAUCCCCAUAUGCUUUCGGUGAAGAAUUGCUUCAUCCGGGGAUCUGUUGUGCGAUACGUGCAGCUGCCGGCAGACGAAGUGGACACGCAGCUGCUACAGGAUGCGGCUAGGAAAGAAGCUGCCCAGAGCAAGCAGUGAUCCUUCGCUCACCCCCCAUUCGCCAUUAUGUAAAUAAGUCAUUUUUGUAUACCUUUUAAAGGGAAGAGACUAUUUU